GACCAAACAUGGAAUAGGGUAUUUGCGUACUUCCAUUCCUGAGUCUCCCUCUCUUCUAUCUUCUAUAACUGCGAGAUUGUCUCAGUUAACUGAGAUUACUGCUUUUCAAUGGCGCUAGUUACUCCCGGCGGGUGUGCGCGAUUAAGCGUGGGACCGACUGUGCACGUGAGACGCAGAAUGGCUACCCUUGCUAAGCUAUCCCCUCCAAGAGAUGAAACGGUCGACUGGGUCAAGGCAACCGAGAGCUUCUUUGACGGAGACUCCAGACCCAUCAUGUUGUUCGAUGGUGUGUGCAACCUUUGCAAUGGAGGAGUGAGGUUUGUGCGUGACAAUGAUCGGAAUAGGAGAAUCAGGUAUGAAGCUCUCCAGAGUGACGCAGGUAGCAAGCUGCUAAGGAGGUCUGGAAGAGCACCUGAUGAUAUUUCAAGUGUUGUACUUGUUGAAAAGGACAGAUCAUAUAUAAAGUCAGAAGCUGUGUUGAAGAUAAUGGAAUACAUUGACUUGCCAUUUCCCCGGCUAGCAUUUUUCCUCCACUUUGUGCCUCUGUUCGUGAGGGAUUUUGUUUAUGACAAUGUUGCAAACAACCGUUACACAAUUUUUGGUCGCUCAGAAUCAUGUGAGGACUAGCUAGCUAAUUAACUGGAGUUUUGAUGAGAAAAUUUCAAUCUACGGCCACUAUACAGCAAUGUCAAGCCCCACAGGUACCUGCCAAAUCUCAGAAAUUUUAGCUAAAUUGAUAGUUUCAAUAUGAAUAUCUUGAAAACAGUAUUAUACGAAGAACUUUUUUAGUUAUAUAUUUACCCUAUAAUUAGGACGAUCAACGCUGUAAUCAACAUCAUAUAUUGAUAGCAUUUGUGUUUGGGUUUUCUUUUGAUAUCGUACCCUGCAGGUAUAUACCUGCGGCUUACAUAUCCAUAUUGAGGACGCAUUAGAAGAAUGAAACCAAGAAGAAAUCCUGAAAGAAAUCCUCCGAUAUGAGCUGAAUUGUCCACAUGAGGAAUGAGACCGAACGCUAGAUUCAGGGUAAUGAUUAGCAGGAGGGUGGAAACUGAUUUACACUGAAUUGACAGGAUUAGAAAAUUUUCUUAUGCUAUAGAAGAUAAUUUAUAGCCAAAAUUUACUAGUUAAUAUUUUGAAAGCUGCUGUUUACCUUAUUUGCAUAGAUUGUCCAGUUCAAGAAGAGCUCAGAAAGCAUGGAUCCCAGAAGUCCAAGAAGUGCACCAGAUGCACCGACUGAUAUAUUCGGCUUCGGACUAAGGGCAGACAUCAAGCUUCCACCAAAACCAGACAAUACGUACAAUACUCCUAUCCUCACUGCCACAUCGAGUAAUUUGAGUAUCAAUAGUGAUUGAACAUAUAAAAGCAGCAUUGAUCAUGUGUAGCUACACAUCGAUGGUGAGUUCUUACAAAAUCCAAAUUCCUGCUCAAGUGGGAUUCCUAUAAAUAGAAGGCUCAUCAUGUUUGUGAAUAGAUGAGCAACUCCAGCGUGUAGCCAUAUGCAAGAAAAGAAGCGCCAUCCUUCUCCACCGUUCACUAUUGCUAUUGGAUCAAGUGCUCCUAAUCGGUGCAGCCUGUGAAGAAUAAAAACAAUUGGGAGAUACAGACACUGCGAAUCCUAAUUGUCUUCUUAAGUAGCAAUUAUUUCAAAGUGACGCUUGAUUUCUUAGCUAAUUGUUCCUGCAUAACUCUUUUCUUUUGGAAUAUUGUAAAGGGGUUCAAAAGAAAUACUCGAUCCUAGAGAGUCGCUAA
Molecule: messenger RNA, 1749 nt
Organism: Hevea brasiliensis (rubber tree)
Lineage: Eukaryota; Viridiplantae; Streptophyta; Magnoliopsida; Malpighiales; Euphorbiaceae
Product: DCC family protein At1g52590, chloroplastic
Exons: 6
Coding region: 109-627 (172 amino acids)
Molecular function (GO): protein-disulfide reductase activity
Source: RefSeq, a predicted model, not a curated record